This is a messenger RNA of Fraxinus pennsylvanica, 723 nucleotides long. NCBI's taxonomy places the organism in Eukaryota, Viridiplantae, Streptophyta, Magnoliopsida, Lamiales, Oleaceae. The record is from the annotation of a GenBank genome assembly.
AUGUUGAAGUUCUUGUCGAAGGUGAGAAUCGAGUUCAACGCGCUGGACCCACGAAUAGCCUCUUGCAUGGAGUUCUUGGCGCAGUGCAAUGCUCGCAAGGCCAAGGAAUCAAACCCGUCUUGCCAGGUCCAGGUCAAGCGCCGCACGGACGAUUAUCCGCCGAAGAUUACUGUUACCUUUGUCAACGGCGUUGAGGAAACCUUUGAUGCUACCUCAACCCCGGCCCAGACAAUUCGCACCUUGAUUCUUGACAAGGGUAGUCUCCUCGAGACGGAGCAGAUGUUUCGCGAAGCCGGUGAGCAAUGGCCUGUUAUUGUACCUGAAGAAGAACUUCGCCAACCGUUUACCGGAAUUAAGGUGAGAAUCGAGUUCAACGCGCUGGACCCACGAAUAGCCUCUUGCAUGGAGUUCUUGGCGCAGUGCAAUGCUCGCAAGGCCAAGGAAUCAAACCCGUCUUGCCAGGUCCAGGUCAAGCGCCGCACGGACGAUUAUCCGCCGAAGAUUACUGUUACCUUUGUCAACGGCGUUGAGGAAACCUUUGAUGCUACCUCAACCCCGGCCCAGACAAUUCGCACCUUGAUUCUUGACAAGGGUAGUCUCCUCGAGACGGAGCAGAUGUUUCGCGAUGCCGGUGAGCAAUGGCCUGUUAUUGUACCUGAAGAAGAACUUCGCCAACCGUUUACCGGAAUUAAGCCAAGGAAAGCAGAAGAGAAGAAGCAGUGA